AUGGGAGCCGGCGGUUCGGCGAACCGCUGCCCUUUGGCAGGAGAUCGAAUGGAGUAUAGCAACAUUACGCUUUCGGUGGGAGACCGCGUCGCUACUCUCAGCCUCAACCGACCGGACGCACUCAACGCGCUCAACCCGGACUUGCUCGCCGAGUUUUCCCACGCGGUCGCCGCCGUUAGCGACGAUUGCUCCGUAAAGGCGAUGGUGGUGCGGGGCGAGGGCCGGGGUUUCUGCGCUGGCGCUGACCUGCUCUACUUCGACGAGGUUUUCGAAGACCUGUCCCUGCUGCCCGAUUACGUGGAGGACCUCAACGACGCCUUCUUCGCUUUGGAAGCCAUGCCCAUCCCGACCAUCGCCGUUGUGCAUGGGUAUGCCUUGGCCGGAGGCAUGGAACUCAUGAUGGCUUGCGAUAUGGCCGUUGUCGCAGAGGACGCGCGAAUAGGUGACCAGCACGCCAACUUCGGGUUGAUCCCCGGUGGCGGCUCCACCCAGCGCCUGCCGCGCCGGGUCGGCAUGCCCCGCGCCAUGGAACUGCUGACCACGGGCCGGUGGCUGUCCGGCAAGGAAGCCGUCGAAUGGGGCCUGGCUCUCCGGUCAGCUCCGCCGGAAUUCCUCGAGGCUGAGCUGGAAUCGCUCCUUGAGGGCCUUCGCGCCAAGAGUCGGGUGGGUCUCAACCUCAUGAAAUCCCUGGCCCGCCGUAGCCAGGAUCUGCCCCUCCGAGAUGGGGUCGCGCUGGAAGGCGCAAACUUCACUCACGUGUUCGCCACGUCGAGCCAUCCCCGCGAGGGCAUACGGGCAUUCAAAGAGAAGCGCCAUCCCGAGUUCUGA
Messenger RNA from Geodia barretti, 828 nucleotides. NCBI's taxonomy places the organism in Eukaryota, Metazoa, Porifera, Demospongiae, Tetractinellida, Geodiidae. The record is from the annotation of a GenBank genome assembly.